UCGGACUUUUUUCCGAGCCUGGCCCGGUUCGAUCUCCAGGGUAUUGAGAAGCAGAUGCGGACGAAGCUGGUCCCCAGAUUUGAUAAUAUCUUCGAUAAGAUGAUCAAUCAACGGCUGGGAUUUUCUGAAGGUGAAGCGAAGAGAAAUGAUUUUUUGCAGUUCUUGCUGGAGGUCAAAGAUGAAGGCGACUCCAAAACUCCUCUAUCCAUGACCCACCUCAAAGCCUUGCUUAUGGACAUGGUGAUUGGCGGGACGGACACAUCGUCAAACACCAUAGAGUUUGCAAUGGCAGAGAUGAUGAAAAACCCACAGGUCCUAAAGAAAGCGCAACAAGAACUAGCCGCCGUGGUGGGUGAAGACAACAUCGUAGAAGAGUCCCACAUCCAAAGCCUCCCAUAUCUCAAAGCCGUAAUGAAAGAAACCCUGCGUCUGCACCCAAUUCUGCCGCUGCUGGUGCCCCACUGCCCGAGCCAGACCACAAUCAUCUCCAAAUACGCAGUCCCAGAGGGGUCCCGCGUGUUCAUCAACGUUUGGGCAAUCCAACGGGACCCCAACAAUUGGGAAGAUCCGCUGAGGUUUGAUCCCGAGAGGUUUAUGGAUUCUAAGUGGGAUUUCGGUGGGAGCGAUUUCCGUUACUUUCCAUUCGGGUCCGGGAGAAGAAACUGCGCGGGAAUAGCCAUGGCGGAGAGAAUGUUUAUGUAUUUGCUUGCCACGCUGUUGCAUUCGUUCGAUUGGAAAUUGAAAGACGGCGAGAAAGUGGAGACUGACGAAAAAUUUGGGAUUGUUAUGAAGAUGAAGACGCCUCUUGUUGCCAUUCCCAUGCCCAGGCUAUCUAAUCCCACUCUUUAUCUUUAGUAAGCCUUCUCAAAUACUGCACCUGCCUUUUGUUAUCUAAAACUUCAAAGUUCGGUUCCAUCUUAUAUAUAAAUAUUAUAUGGACAAACUCCAAAUUUUCAAUUAUAAAUAAGUUAGAAUUA
Molecule: messenger RNA, 977 nt
Organism: Momordica charantia (bitter melon)
Lineage: Eukaryota; Viridiplantae; Streptophyta; Magnoliopsida; Cucurbitales; Cucurbitaceae
Product: geraniol 8-hydroxylase
Molecular function (GO): oxidoreductase activity, acting on paired donors, with incorporation or reduction of molecular oxygen; heme binding; monooxygenase activity
Source: RefSeq, a predicted model, not a curated record